Messenger RNA from Phacochoerus africanus (Common warthog), 1128 nucleotides. It is a transcript of the gene CEND1, whose product is annotated as cell cycle exit and neuronal differentiation 1. The record is from RefSeq and is a predicted model, not a curated record. Gene Ontology annotation, biological process: cerebellum development; radial glia guided migration of cerebellar granule cell; cerebellar Purkinje cell differentiation. NCBI's taxonomy places the organism in Eukaryota, Metazoa, Chordata, Mammalia, Artiodactyla, Suidae. Bases 246 to 668 code for a protein of 140 amino acids. The transcript is spliced from 2 exons.
GUGGAGGGCACACCUGACCUUUGCAAACUUGCUGCCCAGCAGCUGGGUGCCCUUCCAGAACGGCAGGGUGAGGGCUGCUGGGGUCCUCUGGGAAGCGGGAUAGCAGCCAAGCGUCUCACUGGGACCCCCCUCAUCACGCUGUGACCUUCAGGCCAUAGAAUGCCCAGGGCCGCGCUGUCCUGAGCGGUCCUGAUCCAGACGCCUGCCCGUCCCGCACACGCCUCGCCGCCGCCAGCGCGCCCGCCAUGGAGUCCAGAGGGAGGUCGGCCAACAGCCCCAAGGCCGACGCCAAGGCUGCCACUGAGGCCAGGGCGCCCCCGGCUGUGGAUGGGAAAGUGCCCUCAGCCAAGAAGCAGGAGGCCCAAAAAGCAGAGAAGCAGGAGCCCCCGGCGGCCCCCACCCUGCCACCUGCCAAGAAGACCUCGGCCCUUCUCGACAACCACAGCAACCUGAAGCCGGCGCCCGCAGCCCCCAGCAGCCCAGAUGCGGCCCCUGAGCCCAAGGGCCCUGGGGAUGGGGCUGAGGAGGCCGGGGCCCCCAGCGGGGGCCCAGGGGGCCGAGGCCCCUGCCCUUUUGAGAACUUGAACCCCUUGCUUGUGGCCGGGGGCAUAGCCAUGGCGGCUGCAGCCCUGGUUCUCGGUGUGGUUUUCCUGGCCCGAAAAAAAUGAUGGCUGGCGCCCAGGUAGGGCGCAGCAGCUGCUUCAUGUACAGACCUCGGGAACCUCGUGCAUGCCAAGUUCACACCCAGCUAGCUACACACGCGUAGUAUCUAUACUUGUACACACCCACACACACAGAGGGAAAGCGAGGGACAGGCCCCCAGAGCCCUGGAGAUCAAGCCCCUGGGUCGGUCCCAGUACCUCCCCCUCCGAACCUCGGGGCAGAAGGAACCCCGGCUCGGAGGUUACUGAGCAGCACGGGCGGAGGCUCAGCCUGGCCGAGGAAGGAGUGGAUACAAGUGCCAGGCUGUUCCAAGAGGCUCGAGCGUGGGCCUGUGGGCUCCCUCGCAGCAGCGUUCUGACGAGCCCCCAGGGUGGGAGCCCUCAGGGCUGGGCAAGGGUCUGGGGACGGGUUCUGACCUGGUUCCAGCCCGCACGGGGACAUUAAAGGGAUGGCUGUCUCACUCUC